Planococcus citri (citrus mealybug) is the source of this 3543-nucleotide messenger RNA. RefSeq names its product neuronal acetylcholine receptor subunit alpha-5-like. The coding region runs from base 2039 to 3511 and encodes 490 amino acids. Gene Ontology annotation, cellular component: synapse; plasma membrane; neuron projection. Lineage: Eukaryota; Metazoa; Arthropoda; Insecta; Hemiptera; Pseudococcidae. The record is from RefSeq and is a predicted model, not a curated record. Gene Ontology annotation, molecular function: transmembrane signaling receptor activity; excitatory extracellular ligand-gated monoatomic ion channel activity; transmitter-gated monoatomic ion channel activity involved in regulation of postsynaptic membrane potential. The transcript is spliced from 21 exons. Gene Ontology annotation, biological process: chemical synaptic transmission; regulation of membrane potential; nervous system process.
UGAGUAGUUGAAUUCUUCAUUCCACAAAGACCAACAGUAUGUUUUUGCAUUCGAAUUUGACUCUUUGAACCCACAUUCAAUAUAUAAAAAAUAAAUUUCAGUCAAAUGUUGCUGAAAUCUUACGCGAUUCUUCAGAUUUUAAUCAGUGUGAUUUACAUAAAUGGAUACGAUUCAUACUGCGAACAACCAGAAACAGUUUUUAAGAUCAAUUGCAAGGCAUUACGUACUGAAUCAUACAGUUUCAAUGAUUUUUUUCCAAUUUCUAAAAAUAACGGAGGAGAAAUAAAGUUGGUAUUUUACGUGAAAGGCGAACGAGACGCUCACAUAUUACUUUCCCCUACGCCAAACUUGCCAACAUCAAAGGAACAGGAAAAGGUGUACGAGAUAGUUUUGGGUGCUGCCCAAAAUACAUAUUCAGCAAUCCGAAAACAACGAGGAGUUGCAAACGUCCAGGUACAUAAUGAAGUGAAUAUUACAUCACCGGAUGAAUGGCGUAAAUUUUGGAUCCGUAUAUCUUCGGAUGGAAUCAUUCGAGUAGGAAAGAGUCGAGAAAAUAUCGCUUUCUUGAAUUGGACAGAUCCGAAUCCGUUUCCAAUCAACUAUUAUAGCUUUUCCAGUUGGCAUGAUAACGACAUAUAUUGGUUUCAUCAAUGCACCAAUCAAACUGAAGAUCCAAUCAUCAGGUAUCAGGAAGAAGAACUCAAAUCUCAUUUGUUUUCAAAUUAUGAUAAAGUAAAUCGUCCAACACAGGCCAAUGCAAAUUCAACGCAAAUCACAAUUCAAAGCUCGUACGUGGAUUUGAAUACUGCAAAUGGCAUCUUUGAAUUACGAGGAACGAUUUUUAUUGAUUGGUCCGAUAAACGGCUGACUUGGAACCCAAACGAACAACAUGGUCUAGAUUCCUUAGAAAUUGAACCGAAUUCCAUUUGGUGGCCAGUAAUAAAACUAACAAACCAAGUUUUUGUUCACGAUUACUUUCUCGGUUUUGGAAAGACGACUGUAUCAAGCAACGGAGUAAUAAAACACGAAGCAUCUUCAAAUAUACAAUCAAGAUGUCAAAUCAGUACAAAUUCUCAACUCUUGGAUACGUAUAAUUGCAAUCUCAACUUUACAACCGAUUUUCACACCAAUUUCACUUUUUCCCAGCUUAAUUACUAGGAUGUAAUAUCACCGUGGAUACUCAUAAAAACUCAAUCUAUGUAUUCGCUAGAAAAAAAUGAAACGAAGCCAUUUAUGGAGAAUGUAUCAAUUAACGUGACAUUACAAAAGAAUAUUUCUCAGCCAACAUCUUGUAGUGAAUUUCCAAGUUCGUAUAAUUUGAACUUAAUAAUUAAAAUGGUGUCUCAUUCUUUUCAGAAAAUUGUACGCGAGUAAGUAUGUUCGUAAGUAUUUUUUUUUGCUGCCUAUCCAUGACGAUGAUCACUCUCGUCCAGAUUUUUCACGCCUUUAAUCCCAAUAUAACUUUGCUAACAACAACGAAGAUCGUACUACCUACUUACUCUACUACAUAUGUAGAUGAAAUUUUUCAGCAGACAGCUCUUCUGAAGAAAAGCUUAUAUGUCAAUUGUUUUCAAAUUAUAAUUCAUCUAUCUUCCCGAAUACCACCUCUCAAGAUCAUUUUCACGAAAUCCAAUUUAAAAUGUUUUACGCUGAUAUAAGUGAUAUUUCGGGAAUUUUCCAGAUAGUUGGAGAAGUUGAGGGAACCACUUUUUAGGAAAUCUGCAAUUUCCAAAAUAUACCAGAAGGCUCCAGAAAACUUGAAACCACCUCCAAUCAACUCAGUGCGGCGUAUUAAAAAUGGGGUUCUAUGUAAAUUUCAUUUCAACAACUCAAUUGGAAGUGGAACGAUCAUCGAUUGACUUGGGAGCCAAGCGAAUACAAUUAUACAUAUGUUCUACAAAUUGAGAAUAAUUUUCAUCAAAUAUGGAAACCGAAGUUUAAAUUAGUCAACGGCGCGUUUUUUGAAGAUACAUUUCUAUUUGAUUCAGACCAUAUUGCCUCUCUUGUAAUAACGUAUGCAGGAGCUGUAACACUACGGAUGAGGUCUAUCAAUAUACAAGCAGAAUGCCAGGUGACAGUGAAAAGUAGACCGUGGAAUAAUCAUACUUGUCAACUUCAUUUUAAAAGCGACGCGCCAAAAUUCGAUAUCAAAUAUGAGGAAUUUGACCAAGAGACGACAGCUGUAACUAAUGCAAGAGCUUAUUACAUUGUAUCACCAUGGAUGGUUCAUGAAUUUCGAGAGGUGAAGAGAAUAAAUGGCAGCCUUGAAUCAUCCGAUAAUUCAAUUUUUAUUGACGUUGAAUUACACAGGGACAUGGAUGAUUUUGAAUCAACACGAUGUAACUCAUUUGCAAACAGCUAUGAAGAAGAACUCAAAUGUCACUUGUAUUCAAAAGUCGGUCGUCUAGUUCCUUCAGAGGCGUUUUUGAAUGGCCCACAACUCGAUAUGACCAUCUCAUACGUAGAUUUGAAUAUCGAAAAUGAAUUAUUUCAAAUGAAAGGGCAACUGGUUUUGAAAUGGGCACACGAAAAAAUGGUUUGGGACCCGAAGAAAUUUGGAGACUUGUUUGUUUUAAAAAUCGAAGAAGACACAGUAUGGAAACCAGCUUUAAUAUUGAAAAAUGAAGUGUUUGAAGAAUAUAUCAAAAUCGAUCUCGAAUUUCUCGGUUCGGGUAAUUUUCGAAACUCGUCAAAUGAUGAAUAUUUUGGCGCGGGUCAUUUGGAGGUAACGUCAAAUGGUGCGUUGACGUGGACUUUGCCAAUGAAUAUAGACACAAGAUGCAACAUGACCCUUAAUAGUUGGCCGUGGGAUCCACAAACGUGUCAACUCAAUUUCACAACUAAUACCGCGAAGAUGCACUCACGAAUAAAUGAUUCUUCUCAAAUGAAAUCACGAUCCGGAACGAUAUCAUUGUGGAAAAUCACCGAAAUCUUUAAAGGAAACAAUACCCUAUUCCAAUUAAGUUUAAUGAUUACUUUAGAAAAUAAAAGCAAUUCGUUGCAGGUCGUAUUAUGUUCGACACUUACAGGUUUAAGUUCGGUGAUGCUGUCAUCAUUUUUAAUAUCACCAACGAACAGGAAUAAAUUGCCAUCGAAAUUAUUAUCUCUAUUACUCCUAGUAAUUUUUCUGGCAAUAAUGAUGACUUCAAUUCCUCAUUUCACUACACAAGCUCCCAAUUUUCUGAUUGGAUUCGUCAUGUUAUUGUCAAUAGUAGGAACAUCCAGCUGUAUCACUGCCUACUUGGUUCGAUUAGCCAGGAAAUCACAUUCGUAUAAUCCGUCGCUGAAUGUGAGAUUUACAAGCACGGAAGAAAACGAAGGCGAAAAUUACGCAAUGAAAACAGCAUUGAUACAAGGUGUUCCAUUAAUCGAUGACAAAACCACUGAUGAGGCCUCCGCAGCGGAAAAAUCUCAACAUAACUGGUUAAAAGUAGCCAUGGUUGUAGAAUUAUCAUCAUUUGCAAUUUGCUCGAUUGUCGUUGUAUUUCUUAUCACGAGUUUGAUGAAUUAAAAAUAACAUAAUAUAUUAUUUUGAAUUCUCAA